CCCUACACACGUGCAACACGUGUCGGCCGAGCAACGCCUCACUCGUAGCGAGUUCGUAACGAAUUCUCUCUCAUUCAUUGUUUAUUUUUUAUUUUUGUAAUGUUUUGGUGUGUGUCAAUGUGUGUGUUAUUCACUCGCUUAUACACCGCACGCCUGGUCCGUGCCAAAACCUCCCAAUCGCACGCAAAUCCUACUCACACGCGUGAAAACCCUAAAGUCCGUUUACCCUUCGCAUGCUCGCACGCUUCUUCGCCACCAUCCUCUGCCCGGACCCGACCCGUUCUCCCCCGCCGAUUUCGGACCUCCUCGGUUUCUUCUUCUUCUCCGGAGCCCCGCUCUCUCCCGAUCCUACACGCCGGAACUCCGCCGGCCGUCUGCCGGAAAACCGCCCUUUGAUCCUUCGGAGGUAUUUGGAUUUGUCAGGGGUGCGGCGAAGAGAGAAUCGAUCUGUUAAGAAGUUAAUCGGAACUAGUGAAGAAGAUGAUGAAGAAGAAAUGGAGAUGGAUGUGAAAGAAGAGGAUGAUGAUGAUGAUGAGGAAGAUGGAGAGAAGCAUGUUGCAGCUACACAGGUGAUGGUGGGAAUUGAUGGUGGGAUGCCAACAAGUAGUAGUAGUAACAACAAUAGGUUUCAACAGCACCAGCAAAUUCAAGAGCAAGUGGGGACCCCAGGAGGGGGAGGAGGGAGAAGGUGUAGACCACUAGAAGAGAAGGAGAGAACAAAGUUAAGGGAGCGGCAUCGAAGAGCUAUUACUGCACGAAUCUUGGCAGGUCUUCGGAGGCAUGGAAAUUAUAAUCUUAGAGUCAGAGCUGAUAUCAAUGAUGUCAUUUCAGCUCUGGCUAGGGAAGCUGGUUGGGUUGUUCUACCAGAUGGAACCACUUUUCCUUCAAGAUCACAGGGUCCAAGACCUGCUGCCGUCAAUUCAACUGCGGUUACUUCAUCAUCUUCACAUAUGGUGCCACAGCAAACUCCAACUGCUUCCAUAAGAGGGGUUAAUUCUGGCUAUCGGAACUCUGUCGAGUAUAAUGCAUGUCACAUCAAGGGUGUUUAUGUUCCCAAUGCAUCACCCUAUGAUCUUUCUACAAGCACUCGAUCACAAAGUUCAUCCAUGGUGAGAGAUGGAGGGGAACAAACAGAGAUUCAUCCUCUUAUUAGUGGUUCUAUGGAUACUGUUGAUGACAAGCAGAUGGUUGAAAUACCCCAGAAGUCGCCAGAGCGUGAUUUUUCCGGCACCCCUUAUAUUCCAGUUUAUGUGAUGCUACCACUUGGUGUUGUUAAUAUGAAGUGUGAGCUGGUUGACCCAGAUGGUCUACUAAAGCAGUUAAGGGUAUUGAAAUCAGUUAAUGUGGAUGGUGUUGUUGUUGAUUGCUGGUGGGGAAUAGUAGAGGCACAUGCUCCACAGGAGUAUAACUGGAAUGGUUACAAGAGGCUCUUUCAGAUGGUGCGAGAGACUAAGCUUAAAUUGCGAGUUGUUAUGUCAUUUCAUGAAUGUGGAGGCAAUGUUGGUGAUGAUGUCUGUAUUCCACUGCCACAUUGGGUGGCAGAAAUUGGUCGAAGUAAUCCUGACAUAUUUUUCACUGAUAGAGAGGGAAGACGCAAUCCUGAAUGUCUAUCAUGGGGAAUAGACAAAGAACGAGUCUUAAGAGGCCGAACAGCUAUUGAGGUAUACUUUGACUACAUGAGAAGCUUUCGAAUAGAAUUUCAUGAAUUCUUUGAAGAUGGUAUCAUCUCCAUGAUUCAAGUUGGACUAGGUCCAUGUGGAGAGCUACGGUACCCAGCAUGUCCAGUAAAGCAUGGUUGGAGAUAUCCUGGCAUUGGUGAAUUCCAGUGUUAUGAUCAGUAUUUAUUGAAAAGUUUGAGAAAGGCAGCAGAAGCAAGAGGCCACUCCUUAUGGGCUAGAGGACCGGAUAAUGCAGGUUCAUAUAAUUCCCGGCCGCACGAAACGAGUUUCUUUUGUGACGGGGGUGAUUACGAUGGCUAUUAUGGCAGGUUUUUCCUUAAUUGGUACUGUAAGGUUUUAGUUGAUCAUGGUGAGCGGGUACUUUCUCUGGCAAAGUUAGCUUUUGAUGGCACCUGCAUUUCUGCAAAACUAUCAGGUAUUCAUUGGUGGUACAAGACAGCCAGUCAUGCCGCUGAGUUGACAGCUGGGUUCUAUAAUCCAUGCAAUCGUGAUGGUUAUGCCGCAAUUAUGGCAAUGUUAAAGAAGUAUGGAGCUAGUUUGAACUUCACAUGUGCUGAAUUGCACUUGCUAGACCAUGCUGAAGACUUCCAAGAGGCACUUGCGAAUCCUGAGGGGUUAGUCUGGCAAGUGCUGAAUGCUGCAUGGGAUGUCAGCAUACCGGUUGCUAAGGAGAAUUCUCUUCCUUGUCAUGAUCGAGUAGCCUAUAACAAGAUUUUGGCUAAUGCAAAGCCGUCAACUGAUCCAGAUGGAAGACAUCUUUCUUAUUUCACCUACCUUAGGCUUAGUCCACAUCUCAUGGAAAGACACAACUUCAUGGAAUUUGAACGAUUUGUUAGGAGAAUGCACGGGGAAGCGGUUCUCAAUCUCUAAGUAUAGCAUGCAGGAAAUCCUCUGCUGAUAGUUUAUUAUUUAUUCUCUUCCCCACAAAAUUUUCGGGGUAAUUAUCUAUUGCAGUUAGGGUUAUGGUUAUUUUGUUUUGAUAUACUAGUGGUUAGGGCUAGUGAUUAAUAGUCCGAUUAGACUAUUUUUGUAAGUAACAAAAAAAUCAAAGCACGAUUAAUAUGUAAAAGUGGUCGACUUUGUAACAUUAACCUCACAUGUCAGAAAUGCCACAAGUGGAAUCAAUUGCUCAAGCUCAAUGUUACUGUUUCUGUUAAGUAAUGGAAUGAAUAGGAAGCAAAUGCUUCAAAAUAUUGUCUCAA
Molecule: messenger RNA, 2881 nt
Organism: Ziziphus jujuba (common jujube)
Lineage: Eukaryota; Viridiplantae; Streptophyta; Magnoliopsida; Rosales; Rhamnaceae
Product: beta-amylase 7
Exons: 11
Coding region: 234-2549 (771 amino acids)
Biological process (GO): polysaccharide catabolic process
Molecular function (GO): beta-amylase activity
Source: RefSeq, a predicted model, not a curated record